CAACUUCAGAAAAUGUUAAUAUAGUGAUGUAUUAUGCAUGAAUUAAUUGUUGAGACUAUGCAGUAACGGCUAGUUGGAGGGUGGAGAGAGACAAAGGCUAAAAAUGUAAAUUCGAAACGGCAUUUUGGCGUCUCUGCUGAUGAAACAAGCAGAUGAGCUGCAGCCAUGGACGCUCAGCAUCCGAGCCAGGGCAAAACGCUUCCAUUUCAAUCUCAAGUAUUCGAAAACCUUCCCCAUUUGCAAACUCUUCCGCCUCUCGAUCCGCUUCAAGCUCCGCCCUUUUACAUUCAAGUUCGAAUCGAAACCCGGACCCGCAUUUUCCUUGAAACGGGAAUGUCUUCGGAUAUUCAAGGGUUUUCGCCGCAAACGAUCUGGAAAGAAAUGGAUUGUCAAAACAUGGCUCGCUCGUCGUGAGAAUUAUUGGUUUGGGAGAAGAAAAUUUCGUGCUUGGUUUUGGGUUCUGCUUUUCGCGGCCGUGGGCUGCUUCGUGAUUAUGCAGCUGCGCUCUUAUUUCCGUUCAAGAUUUCUGUGGAAUUUUUUUUGGAUGAUUUGGAACUAUGCCAUUCCUGCCCCUUCUGCUUUAUUCCACCAAUUUUUCAAGGUGAUUUUCGCUGGGUUUUCUGGAUAAUCCGGAUUAGUCGCUCUUAUCAUUAAACACUUUAUAUCACACACUAUUUUGUGAUUGGUAUCAUGUACUAGUUAUUUUAUUUUAUACUGGAGUAUUAUUUAAUUUUGAAAUCUCGAGUGCGUGUUAAUGUGUUAUACUAUCAGCGAUUUUAAAAUAAUAUUUGAUGGAUGAUAAUUCAUGCAUUAAA
Molecule: messenger RNA, 815 nt
Organism: Salvia miltiorrhiza (redroot sage)
Lineage: Eukaryota; Viridiplantae; Streptophyta; Magnoliopsida; Lamiales; Lamiaceae
Exons: 3
Coding region: 140-628 (162 amino acids)
Source: RefSeq, a predicted model, not a curated record